AUCGACCACCAAAACUGUUAUUGUUUGUUGUGUUCGCGGUGGUGGUUCUUGGAUUAGAUGCAUGGAAAUGCAUAGCGCUGAGAUGUGUGCAGCCAUGUGCAGAUCAGGUUAUACUGCCGCGAGAGAUCUACAGAGUCCCUCUGGCAGCUUUUCUUGGGAGAUCUCGGAAAAGGGUCCGGCAAUGUCAGUAAGUGUACAACAGCACUUUGUAGUCAGACAUUUCCAUAGCUCAACAUCGAAUGAUAAGUGGAAUAACGGUCCCGUAAUAACGGCAUCUACCGCAAGUCAUUCUAAGUCAUCGGCAUUGAAUCAAUAUCCACUAUAA
Messenger RNA from Botrytis fragariae, 325 nucleotides. RefSeq lists its product as uncharacterized. The transcript is spliced from 3 exons. The coding region runs from base 62 to 325 and encodes 87 amino acids. Lineage: Eukaryota; Fungi; Ascomycota; Leotiomycetes; Helotiales; Sclerotiniaceae. The record is from RefSeq and is a predicted model, not a curated record.